AUGCGUUGCUACGGUGCGAGAGGCGGUACCACGUUUGCCAAAAAGAGCGGCGGUGCCACACUCAAACGAGAUGCGUUGCUACGACCGAACGAGAGGCGGUACCACGCUCAAACUAGAGGCGGUGGUACUCCCAAACGAACGGCAGUCUCACGCUUAAACGGGCGACGGUGCCACACUCAAACGAGAUGCGUUGCUACACCCGAACGAACGUCAGUGCCACGCUUAAACGAGUGUCGGAGCCACACUCAAACAAGCUGCGUUGGUACGACCGAACGUGCGGCGGUACUGCGCUCAAAGAAACGGCGGUGCCACAUUCAAACGAGAGGCGGUGCCACGCUUAAAAGAGCGGCGGUGCCACGAAGCCUUCGUGCGAUAACGACUGAAAAGCCGUCGUCAAUGUCGCUAGGUUUAGCAACGGUUGUCGGGGACGCUGGCGCUCGUCGGCGCCACUCCUACGGCUUUUUUCACUUCUGA
This is a messenger RNA of Acanthosepion pharaonis, 474 nucleotides long. Lineage: Eukaryota; Metazoa; Mollusca; Cephalopoda; Sepiida; Sepiidae. The record is from the annotation of a GenBank genome assembly.